Molecule: messenger RNA, 4794 nt
Organism: Cavenderia fasciculata
Lineage: Eukaryota; Evosea; Eumycetozoa; Acytosteliales; Cavenderiaceae
Exons: 4
Coding region: 1-4794 (1597 amino acids)
Biological process (GO): RNA processing
Molecular function (GO): RNA binding
Source: RefSeq, a predicted model, not a curated record
AUGCAACAACAACCACCACCAUACCAUCACCAACAUGAUAAACCAAGUUCUGUAGGAAGUAGUGGUAGCAACUCUUCAAGUGGAAGGAGUUUCCUUGCUCCUACAAAGAUACAAAAGAAUUCUUCUUCUUCUUCCUCAUCUUCAUCUACUACUACUAGUAGUAAUACUGGACAUAAUACAGUAUCUACAUCUUCAUUUUUGUUUUCAAAACCAAUCAAUAUUCCUGCAUCGCUUCAGACUUCGUCGUUGAACAAAAAGAAUCAACCUCAGUAUCGUGUAUCUUCAUCGGCUCCCAUUAAUAUACCCGUUCAGAACCGUGCACGAAGUGAUAGUCAUGGUAGCAACACGAGUACAAAUAGUAGCAGCAGCGUAUCUCCAAGAAAACCAUCAUCGUUUCAACACACUAGCAGCAGUAUGAAGAUGGGUGGCAGCUACACUUCCUCUUCGGGAUCCUCCUACUCUACAUCUCCCUCUGGAUCGUUUUGGAAGCAUUCAUCGUCACCUGGUGGCAGUCACCUCGGUGCCACUAGCGGACUGAGUUUCUUUAAGCCAUCCCCUCCAACCGUCCUUUUACGUCCCUCUCCACCACCCUCUUCUUUUCAACAAGGAUUACGUAAUUCAUCCUAUUCACCUAGAGGAGGGGGAGGAGGACUAAUGUCAAUGUCUCCAUCGGGUGCACCCGUCUCUCCCAAUGUGACAAAUGGAGGGUUUGCAGUGCCAACAGGGCCGACACUUUCAUUUACAAAGGUGCAACCAAAGAACUAUAACACGCAAACCACAAGUAGUACUACUGGAGGACUGUCAUCAUCGUUUACUUUUCUUGCUCCAACCUCUCCCAUCUCACCUCGUCUACACACUUCAACUUCAUCAACAACGUCACCACCAAACAAUAACAAUGAUAUCUUGUUUACAAAUGAUGAUGAUGACGAUGAUAUAGAUAUAGUUGAAGAUGUUGAAGAGGGAGCGAAUGGGAUGACUCAAGACCAACUCGAAGAUUCAAUCUAUGAGGAUGAUGUCGAUGAAGGUGACUAUGAUAGUCCUCUUGGUGGAUCACCUAUCAUCCCCACCAAUUUGGGUAGUCACAAUGAUGAGACAUUAGAGGAUGCAGCUUUAACUACAUCUACCACCUCGACCACAUCAACUACCACUAGUAUCGCAACUACCACUACAUCCAAAAGACAAUCAAGACAAGAAAAGGAAAAGACUAGAAUGGUCCAAUUCGAUGGUCUCCAAGACCCCAAAACAACCGAAGAUUUGGUAAUGGAAACUUGGUCAAAAGUUUCAAAAACACCAAGACAUCAUCAAUCUGACACCUGUAUAAAAAUUUUACAAGAUAUUUAUCAACAAUCAUCAAAUUUUAAAUCAAAGAAAUAUAAUCAAAAUAAUAAUAAUAAUAAUAAUAGUGAAUCAACAACUUUACCAACCUUACCAACAUCAACUUCAACAACAUCAACAACUUCGACAACUUCAACAACUUCAACAACUUCGACAACUUCAACUACCUCUUCAGAAGGUGGUGAAACAAAAGAAGAAGGAGAAGGAGGAGAAAAGGCAUUGGAAAUUAAAAAAGAAGUAGGAGAAGAAGAAGAAGAAAAAGAGGUUAUUGAAGACCCAUUCCCACAAGAAUUGGUAGAAAAACCAUUGAGAAAUUAUUUAAUUCAACAUGCUGCAGGAUCAGGCAAAAGUUUAACCAUUUCUUGCCUUACAUCAUGCUUGUACAGAUUAAUGGAAGGAGAUCGAUAUAAAUACGAUCUCAUCGUUGUUUUAAAUGAUAGACUUCAUUUAGAUACUCAACUUGGUAGAAUUGUUACAAAAUUUUUAAAGAAAAAUAAUUUAUAUUCAUAUAUUAAAGUAAAUUCAAGUAAAAUGUUGAUGGAUACAUUGAAUCAAGGUAAAAAGAGAAUCAUUAUAACUACAAUGCAAAAGUUUAUACAUUUGGUAGAUUCUACUGAAUUUAAUCGAUCUAGAUUUGCCAACAAGUCGAUAGCAUUGAUAUCUGAUGAAGCACAUCGUACUCAUGGAAAGUCAAUUACACGUAGUAUUCAUAGUCUGCUGUCUGGUGAGACUAGACAAAACUCAAACAUCACCUACUUUUGUUUUACAUGUACACCAACUCCAAAAUGUUUGGAGAUGUUUGGUGAACAAAAGGGAAACACUAAAGCACCUUUUUACUCGUAUUCAUUGGAACAAGCGUUAAAAGAUGGAUUGGUUAUCAAUGCAAUUGACAAUUAUACAACAGUGGCUAUUCUCACAAAGAUCAAUCAUACUGGAAAGAGUGAGGUGGUCGACAAGAAACGUGCAAGUUAUCAUCUCUUGAAAAACAGUCAAAACGAUCGAAAGAUUCUUCAAGAAAAGGCACAGUACAUUGUCAAACACUUUGUCAAGCUCAGAGAUGUUAUCAAUACUGACGAGUUUAAGGGUAGGGCCAUGUUGGUUACGAGCAGUCGUCACCAAAUCAUAGUCUACAAGUCAAUCAUUGAAAAACUUAUCAGAGCAUUGCCCAAAGACAAACGAUUCGAAGUGGUUGCUUCAUUUUCGCCAUUUGUACAAAGAAAGGUGAUCAAGGCAGAAUCAACCAAAUCAAUCAAUGGCAAAUAUGCAGACUAUUGUAAAUCUCGUGACGGUAUUUCAAAUAUCCUAAAAGAUGAUACCAAACAUAAAGUACAAUUAAUCAUUGUCGCCGAUAAAUUACAAACUGGUUUUGAUGAACCAAGUUUGGCAGUAAUGUAUAUUGAUAAAGCAUUAAGAGGAGCAAAUGCAGUUCAAACUAUUGGAAGAUUAAGUAGAACAGCACCUGGAAAGAAAGCUGCAUAUGUUGUCGAUUUUGUAAAUAAUAGAACGGAUAUUUCCAACUCGUUUAGUUCGUAUUGGAGAGAGACAACACUCAAAGGUGCAAGUAAACAGACUCUUUUGGAGAUGAAGUUGACCAAGGUAUUGAAAAAACUCUCUGCCAUUGAUCCAAUCAACAGAGGAGCCUUCCAAGAGUCGAUCGACUAUAUCGUUGACGAUGAUGAGCGAAGGAAAAAAGAAAAACGUAGUGGAAGUAUUCUCGACGAUUUAUCCGCUUUUCUUCAUCUCUGUGAUUCUCUUCAAUGGGAUCAUUCUCACUCUCCUCUCAACUAUAAAUUUGUUACUCAUCUACGUGAAGGUGUAAAUGUUAAAAAAGCUGAAUUAAAUCAUAAAUUGAAAUCAAUUAAAGGAUUAUUAUUAAAUAUUCAAAAUGAAUCUGAACAUUUAGGAGAAUCAACAGCAAAAGUUGAAAUUGGAGAAACUACACCAAUGAGUUCAACUAGAUUUAGGUUGACAUCGAGAACCAAUAUGGCACACUCUAAAGAGGUUAUUUCAAAUUUGAAUGUUGGUGAAGUGGCUCGAGUCAAUGAAAUGCUCGAUAAUCCUGUCGUUUCCAAAGGUCCAGAUAGUAUGGAUCUCGAUGCUGACAAUUUAGAGUUUGCCAAACAGAUUUGGUCUGCCAAUCCGGCCAUUAGACUUCACAAAAGAUUAUUGACAGAUGAUAGUGACAAUGUCGAACUCAAUCCCAAAUCGUUCAAUGAAGCAUCCACUAUUGAACAAUCAAUGGCCAUGGUCAUUGAUUUUGUAGUAAGAAAUGGUCAAAACUUUGAAACUCUCAUCACCAAUCAAUCACUCCGUGUAGUAUUCCCCUUUAUGGAUCCAACUCAUCCAAAUCAUAAACAAUAUAAAGAGAAAUUGGCCGCUGCUUUAAAACAAUCAAAUAAUAAUAAUACUAUUCAUCAUACUUAUCAUACUCAUUUUAAUAACAGUCAUAAUAAUAAUAAUAAUAAUAAUAAUCAUCAAAAUAAUAAUAAUAAUAAUAAUAAUAAUUCUUCUUUAUCAUCAUCAUCAUCUUCUGUACAGAAUUCAAAUCAACUUACAAUCCAUCAUGGAUUACCAAAUCUUAAAACAUCUGGAACUAAUUUGGAUAUUGUAAUGUCUGAGAAUAGUUCAAGUGGAUCAGGUCAUGCAGCAUCACUUCGUACCUCACAAAUAUUGCAACAGAUUCCAACACAAGAUCUACCAAUGAAUGUGACGUUGCCAGCAAUCAACCCAGACUCUAUUGUUGGUAGACCACAUACAGCAGGAAGAAAAGGUGAUUGUUUGCUCAAUGAUUGUGUCGCUUCUUUUUGUCACGACCUCGAAUCAAACGAUGCUGGACUUAGGGUCUUUUCCAUUCAGACUCUGCUUAGUAUGUCGUGUGAGGGUAUUCACAAGAAUGAUAUGCACGAAGUCAUUGCACCAAUCAACAAGAUUCUAGUCAACCGCAACGAACAUCUCGGCACCAAGAUGAUUGCCAUCGACCUUAUCGGAGCCAUUGCAGUCGAUGAAACCACCCUUCAACAAGUACUUGAACAACAAUUGGUUUUCACGUUGCUCAAAUUGAUUGCUGGUGGUGAUGAGCCUAUUCGCGCCAGAGCAUGUCGUCUCUUGACAGCGCUGGUUAGUGAAGUUGCCAUUGUGUCUGCAUUGCUCGAGUCACCCAACACUGUCCAACCAAUUGUCCAGUUGUUGGAUUCCUACGAUUACUCGGUCACUGACCAUGCACUACGUCUACUCAUCACUCUCGCCAACGAAGAGCGUACCAUCAAAGCCAUUCGUCCCAUGAUGGAUGCCAAUACCUGGAGUAGACUCGAGCAUCACAAAAUGAUAUCCAUCCAAGAUCUCACGGUCCAUCUCAAAGCCCUUCUCAUCGGUCCCAAACGUACCCACACCAAUCAAUUCCAACCUUCCCUUUCAACCAAACGUAUAAGAGGUUCAAGUAGUCUAACCAAAUCAAAUUAA